CUGAACAGACGGGGGCUUCAUCAGACCUGAUCAGACGUGGGCUUUUCAUCAGACCUGAUCAGACGUGGGCUUUUCAUCAGACCUGAUCAGACGUGGGCUUCAUCAGACCUGACUUCAGACCUGAUCAGACGUGGGCUUUUCAUCAGACCUGAUCAGACGUGGGCUUCAUCAGACCUGACUUCAGACCUGAACAGACGGGGGCUUCAGGACCAUCAUGGGCAGGACCACCAUCUUCUGGUUUCUCCUCCUCCUCUCUCUCUCUGUUCCGAGCGUCUCCAGCAUCAAGACCCUGAGUUCAAUUAGGGAACUAGCAGACAACAACAUUGAGUUUGGCAAGACGUUCCCCGGACAUGGCUUAAAGCUGCUGUACUGGCUGGCUCACAACAUACAGAUCGAUCAGAACAAUGUCAUUGACCUUGGAGAUAUUGACCCAUCUCAGGGGGAUUAUGGCUUCCAUUGCUUCGGUAAAUAUGAAAGACUUCUCCCCCGUGAACCUAAUGUUGACUAUUAUGCUCUCGGAGACCUCAAUACCAAUGUUCACUCUGGCAGCCGUCAGUUGAGUAGUUACGUCACAGAGGACUUCUACAACGUCCAGAGUAAUCCACACAAUAACAUAGACAGAAUUAUUGUCCGGAGCGACAGGAACAGCCAGAGAAGAGUGUGGAGAGUUUACCUCACCCUUCAUUACGAUCCGGGCCACACCUGGGAGAUCAGCCCCCGGAUGCUGACGGAGAUUCAGAACUUCCCAACACUGGGGGCGUUCCUCACGCAGGCUCACUAUGACUUCAACAGCAGAAACAGAAACUAUCAACAGAUCCUCCAUUGCAUCAGGAGGGAUGAGCUGCGUCGGCGUCGGCGGUCGCUUCCUGAGUGUGACACACACGAGGGCCUGAGGCUGGACGUGGGGUCCGAUGACACGACUAAGGCCAGGAUCACCUGGAGUGGCAUUCCCAAAACCAUUCUGACCAAAAACCUGGUCCUGACGGUCUAUACCAACAUGGCCAGCUCUACGGCACUGGAGAGCUACGGUGUGGGACAGCAGCAGUCUGGAUCCAUAGACACCAGCGUGCGUCUGCAUCCCGGGCUGCAGGUCCGACUGAUGGAAAAAACAGAGUCGUCCCAGCCUGACAAAAAGAUCUGGGCCAGCCCUGAGUUUGAUGAGGGUAACAGGAAGUUGCCAUCUAAAGUGGUUGGCUAUGAUGCCAGUCUGCAGCUGUUUGUUGAACAAGGCAAAGCCUGCGUCCGCCUCUACAUCAAGAAGAGCUUCACUGAUUGGAAGAAUAAAUUCUCCCAUUCAUGGGUGGGGAUCUACAAGAGUAGUGAUGAGGAGCACAACAGCUACGAAACAUGGCAAUGGGCCACCUACUUCAAUGAGAACCAGAACAGACACACAGAGGGAUACCUUGCAUACGAGUAUGAGUCUGGAUUAGACAUCCACCAUGAUGUUGAGGCUCGCUUCUUCCUCGAAAAGGCCUCCUCCAGUGUGAAAGCCCACACACAGCCCUGGGCCAACGAGGUCAUCAAGAAGUCUAUGGAUGUGGUUGGCUAUGGUGCCAGUCUGCAGCUCUUUGCAAAGAGGGGCAAAGCCUGUGCUCGCCUCAACAUCCAGAAGAACUUCACUGAUUGGAAGAAUGCAUUCUACUAUUCAUGGGUGGGGAUUUACAACCUUACGGAUGAUGGACACAGCCGCUAUAAAGCCUACCAGUGGGUCACUAACCUGAAAGAAAAUCCUAACAAACACGCAGAGACGAUCCUGGCAUACGAGUAUGAGUCUGGAUUAGACGUAAAGCCCGGUGUCCAGGUUCGCUUGUUCCUUGAAACGGCCUACACCAGCGUAUUGGCCCACACAGUGCCCUGGGGGCAGGAGGCCAUCAGAAAGAUUCAGGACAACGUGAAGGGUUAUGAUGCCAGUCUGCAGCUGAUGGCGAUCGGAGGCACGGUCUCGGCCCGUCUCUACAUCAAAAAGAGCUUCACUGACUGGGAGGAUAAAUUCACCAAUGCAUGGGUGGGGUUCUACAGCAGUAGAACUGCCCGGAGCAUCAGCUAUGACACUUGGCAAUGGGUGACCAAGUUUAAUAGAAAUGAGGACAAAUACACAGAGGAGUACAUGGCUUAUGAUUAUCACUCUAACAUGGACGUCUGCCAUGGGGUGGAGGCUCGCUUUUUCCUGAGUGAGGACUCCUCCCAAAAGAGAUGCGUAGUGUUUCGGGGGCCUCUGCGUAGUGUUUCAGGGGGCCCUGCGUAGUGUUUCAGGGGGCCCUGCGUAGUGUUUCAGGGGGCCCUGCGUAGUGUUUCAGGGGGCCCUGCGUAGUGUUUCGGGGGCCCCUGCGUAGUGUUUCAGGGGGGCCCUGCGUAGUGUUUCGGGGGCCCCUGCGUAGUGUUUCAGGGGGCCCUGCGUAGUGUUUCGGGGGCCCCUGCGUAGUGUUUCAGGGGGGCCCUGCGUAGUGUUUCGGGGGCCCCUGCGUAAUGGAUGGAUGAAAGACCCAGAACUGGUGAAGUGUCCCGAGCUGUUAAGCACUCUGCAGGUCUCAGCUUCCUUGCUUCCUUCUGAGAGCACAUGUGAGUCACGGGCUCCAGAAUCAGAUUUAUCUGUUUGAAUUCUGCACAGGCUUAGCAGCAAUAAUAUGGAAGUAGUUUGCAUGUCAUAUUUGUACCUUUCUCUAAUCAGAUCCCUAUCAAAUAAUCAUCAAAAAAUAAGUUUGACUUGUGUUGGAAUAUGUGCAAAAACAUAUACUGAACUAAAUACUACCAAAUAAAUCUAACAUGUGUGA
Messenger RNA from Clupea harengus (Atlantic herring), 2771 nucleotides. RefSeq lists its product as uncharacterized. The record is from RefSeq and is a predicted model, not a curated record. NCBI's taxonomy places the organism in Eukaryota, Metazoa, Chordata, Actinopteri, Clupeiformes, Clupeidae.